Parnassius apollo (apollo) is the source of this 1686-nucleotide messenger RNA. NCBI's taxonomy places the organism in Eukaryota, Metazoa, Arthropoda, Insecta, Lepidoptera, Papilionidae. The record is from the annotation of a GenBank genome assembly.
AUGCUGUCGCUGUUGCCUUCACCGGAGCCUAAGUGUGCGAAAGCUAACGCGACAAUUAACGUGCAACCGCAUUUACCUUCGUUAGACCCAGUGCCUAUUGUGGAGUCGCGUUUGCCACCAUUAUACUCUAUAAGUAAGGAAGAAAGUUUGACACCGAACUUACAGCAGGCUGCACCAUCUCUGGAACCUCCACCGAAUGGGCAGGUGCCUUCACCAUCCUUGGAUCCUACAUCUCGCGCUCAAUCGCCCGAUGGAAACUUCAGAAGCGAGGUAGAAGAACGGGGGCGCGGCACGGCGCCAGCGUUUCUUCAAGAAUUGCAUUCAACGCUGGCACCCGCUGUCGCGCCCGGUCAAGACUGGCACCACACCUUCAUUCUCGUCCUUAAAGGCUUGGUGUUCAUCACAAUUAUCCUCGGUGCCCUCCUUGGAAACGCGCUCGUCAUCAUAUCAGUUCAUCGACACAGAAAACUACGCGUCCUCACCAAUUACUACGUCGUCAGUCUUGCCGUUGCAGACAUGUUGGUUGCGUUAUGCGCGAUGACAUUCAACGCUAGUGCUGAACUAACUAAUGCCUGGCUCUUCGGACCUUUAGUCUGUGAUAUAUUUAACUCGCUUGAUGUGUAUUUCUCGAGCGCUUCUAUAUUACACCUUUGUUGUAUAUCAGUAGACAGGUAUUAUGCCAUCGUUCGUCCUUUGGAAUAUCCUGUUACUAUGACACACAGAACUGUUUGUUUUAUGUUAGCUAACGUAUGGCUGUGGCCUGCUUUUAUUAGCUUUGUUCCAAUAUUCAUGGGGUGGUACACCACUGAACAGCAUCGACAAUAUCGGAAACAUCAUCCAGACGUUUGCGUGUUCAAAGCCAAUAUGGUGUACGCAAUCAUUUCGUCUAGUGUUUCUUUCUGGAUACCUAGCGUGGUUAUGAUUUCUAUGUACUGCAGGAUUUUCAGAGAAGCUAUUAGACAGAGAGAAGCGUUAACAAGAACUUCUUCAAACAUUCUUUUGAAUUCGGUCCACAUGAGGCAUACAGCUCACACUGCUCAUCAUUCUCACUACCUUCAUCCAGACAGAAGACCAUCGGAUAUCAGUCCCAAUUACAGCACUUUCACAGAAGUCGGUCCUGAGGAAACAGAAUUUGGUGGGGAAGUAAUGGCAUUAGGAGAUAUAUGUCCCAGUAAAGAAGCAAGUCCCAGAAAGUCUUUUAACGUCAGUUGCGAUACAGCGAGCUCUGGAUAUUGUUCUGGAGGAUCCAAUAAGAGAUCGUCAAGUGGACAACCACCUAUAGGGUGGAGGCCAAGUUGUUCAUCUGCAGCCGCUACAAAAGAUUUAGCUAAAGCAGCUACAGAACUUAAUUCGCAAGGAGCUACUCUCAGAGCCGCAGGAAAAUCCUGGCGAGCCGAACAUAAAGCGGCGCGGACGCUUGGAAUAAUCGUUGGUGCUUUUUUACUGUGUUGGUUGCCAUUCUUUUUAUGGUACGUAACGACAAACGUAUGCGGCGAGCCUUGUGAAACACCAGAUGUAGUUGUCGGAGUACUGUUCUGGAUAGGAUAUUUCAACUCAGCACUCAAUCCGCUAAUAUACGCGUAUUUUAAUCGUGACUUUCGAGACGCGUUUAAAAAUACGUUGAUGUGCACUUUGCCUUGCUGCUUUAGCUGUUGGAAAGACACUGGUGGGUCACACUUUGUGUAG